Messenger RNA from Folsomia candida, 2064 nucleotides. RefSeq lists its product as uncharacterized. The record is from RefSeq and is a predicted model, not a curated record. The coding region runs from base 1013 to 1666 and encodes 217 amino acids. The transcript is spliced from 2 exons. NCBI's taxonomy places the organism in Eukaryota, Metazoa, Arthropoda, Collembola, Entomobryomorpha, Isotomidae.
GACGGCACUAUCGAUUAUGUAUAUCUCGUUCAGUCCAGCCAUAUAAUCGUCACUUUUUUAAGAUAUGGACGCCAAAGUAUCUUAUUCUGCAUAUCUCAAUACAAUCAGGUUCAACGAACAUCCUUGAGUUGAGAUGCGUAUAUAUACUUAAAAGCCACGCCGGUUGUUAACCUUUCAGUCACGUUCAUAGUUCAGCCGAGUGCAAGGAAUAUAUAAAAAUCUCCCGUAAAACUUAUUUAUAAUUUAGAGAAAUCCACUUAAUUGACGCAUAACGUGCCAUGGAAGAAGUCCCGGAAAGACAUUACAAAAUCCCAGUAUAUAAGGAAGAUGUGACCCUGGAGUGGUUCGGGAAAGCAUUGCUCUCGAAGUAUCGAGUAAAGUCAUUCCAAUGGAAAGGAGAAGCCAACAGUGGUGAAGGGGUAAUCAGGCCCUUCGAGAGGAUGAACAUCGAGUUUGAGUCAGGGGAGACGGUAGAUGUCGUCCUGAAAAUAUUACCCCCACAAGGAAGUGCUUAUCGAAAUUUUAAAGUGUUUUGCGGCUUUGCUCAGAGGGAGAUCCAGAUGUAUACGGAAUUAUUUCCCGCCUGGGAUGAAUUUCUACACUCCAAAAAUGUUCCGCCCAAUUUUCGCUAUCGUCAUCCAACAUGCUAUCUUGCGGGUUGUAAUUUCACAUUCGGAAAAGUCCCAAGGAAUCUAGAACCUUACCAACAAAUCAUAAUUAUGGAGGAUUUGAAAGCUACCGGGUUCGAAAUGUUGCCAGAAGGUCACAGCUUGAGCUGGAGGAAGCCAAACCCUGCAUUCGCCUCGUCGCGUUAUUUCAUGCCGUUUCAUUGGCCUACGAGAAAGUGACAUGGGGCGGUCCACAACCUGUAAUAGCAUCGAAGCCUGUAAUAGCAUCGAAACCUGUAAUAGCAUCGAAGCAAUCCCCCCAAGUGCGAAGACCUUGCCGAAACUACUAUGAGAAAGUCCCCUUUCUCAAUCACAACUCGGCUUAUCCGAAGUAUUUAAUCGAAAUGUUCAUACAAAGUGGAUUUGACUAUAUUCGGAAGUUGAUAAGAGAAUAUGCUGACAAAGCCGCGGAUGAAAUGUCACAACAAAGUGGAGCACCAAACCCAUCAGUGCUUCCGCUUCACGCAAUGCCAACGGGACUUCUGGAGUAUUUCGAGGUAUUGCGAGAGAACGCUUUCGAAAAUCUCGCGCUUCUGACACCACAGGAAGGUCAGGUGGGGGUCGUGACUCAUAAUUUACUUUACGCCAACCAUUUCAUGUUCCUGAGUGAGAAACACGAGAAUUUGAAGAAGGAUGAACAUGCCGCCGUAUUCUUUGAUUUCCAGGCCUCCAUGUAUUCUCUGCCCACGACGGAUUUGUCAUUCUUUCUCAUCCGAAAUUGUGAAGAAUCCAUGCUGACGACGGGAAUAGAGCAGGUGUUGCAGUAUUACCACGAGGAGUUGCGAGCGGCCAUGGGGGCGAUGGGGGUGCCUCUGGAGAACUACACACUGGAUCAGAUCAGGACAGAGUACCGCGAGAAGGCUUAUCUCACCAUAUUGUACAUCAUUGCGUUGGGCGGUUUAAUGGAUGUCGAAAGUUCUCCCGAUGACGUGAAAAGACGAUUGUACAACAAGUUAGUCAUAAUGUACGACAACGGUCUAUUGAAAUGUGUCGUCUAACAAAGCAGAGAAAUCGCAAAACUAAUCUUUAUCAAGUUUAUGAAUUGAAAAAAAUAUUAGUAUCAAAAUCAAGUUCAAGCUUUCUUUCAGUUCUUUUAGAUUUAAUAUCUUUUUCAUACAAAUAAAAUUGCAAUUUAUAAUUUGAAAUAUGCUCAUAAAAUAUGAUACAGAAUAAAUACAAUCCAUCCACAUAAGAGUUAGAUAAUAAUUAAUGUUAUUUAACAAGCGCAGCCAAGAUAUUUAGAAGAAGAGACAAUUUCAAUGAUUUAUUAUUACACAUUUGUCCAUAAAUUUCAUUACACUUUAAGUUUCAUUCCAAGAACAUAUAAUCUGUAGUAUUAAUUUGUCUUCCCAAUAUUGUAGUACAUCUAAUAAAUAAUUUACCUAUGUUCAUGCAA